CUUAGUUUUUAAUUACGUUGCCAAGCAACGGUUGCAAAACAACUAGGUAAUUUUCUAUCUAAAUUCUCACUCUGUGUUCUCACUAUUUGUAAGUUUAUGACGCAAAUUAAUAAUGGCUGAAGAACUCCAGAAAGUUCAUUUAUAUUACGAUGACAUUAACAAAAUCAGAGUCAUAGAAAACAACGUACUAAAAGAAACAGAGGAUCUGAAGGACACAUGCAAGGAUUAUGACACAAAGAUUCAAGAUUUCGGGAAGAUAAUCAACGCUCUACUAGAGGUGCUGAAGGAACUAGGAGAUAACGUCGAGAAGAAAAAAAUGGCUGCUAUAGGUUCCAUGAAUCUUUUGAAAUCUAUUUCUAAAGAACGCGAAGCUGAACAAGCUAAAUUACAAGCGGAAAUCAAUGACAAAUCUAUGAUAUUAGAACAACUGGAUAGUGAAUAUGACGCUCUUCAGAUUUUAGAAGCAACACAAAUGGAAACAAUCGAGUACUUGACUCAAAUCAGAUAAAACAUUGUCAGGUUUUACGUGUGUGACGUCAUGACUAGUUUGUUGAAGAAAAUAUACUAAAUUUAUUUCAAAUUCCAGUUGAAACUACUGUAUAUAUUAUUUAAAACAAGAAAAAAUAGAGAUUAUUAUUGAUUA
Molecule: messenger RNA, 643 nt
Organism: Spodoptera frugiperda (fall armyworm)
Lineage: Eukaryota; Metazoa; Arthropoda; Insecta; Lepidoptera; Noctuidae
Product: intraflagellar transport protein 20 homolog
Exons: 3
Coding region: 113-508 (131 amino acids)
Biological process (GO): protein localization to cilium; intraciliary transport; centrosome localization
Cellular component (GO): cilium; intraciliary transport particle B; Golgi apparatus
Source: RefSeq, a predicted model, not a curated record